GCCCAUCAUCCAAGUUCAUUGUUGUCUGCUGCCUCUCUUCCCCACUUACCAUGUCUGCCCAGAGCAUACCUCACUGGAAUGCAAUUCCCAUGUCUCGACCUGAUACAGACACUCAAGAACAAGCACAAUCUGUGCAAAACCAAAUUAAUUCUAUGAAGCGCUCUCACCAAGAUGUUGAUGAUGACGAUGACGACGGCGUCUCGCUAGUCUCAAGGUCACCAUCGCCUAUUCCCGAUACAAUGGACAUUGAAAAAUAUGACGAAUAUGUCCGCGGUCCAGAAAGGGAGGUUAUCACCGUCGAGACCAAAAUUAAAAGCACCAACAAGGGCUUUGCAAUGCUCGCAAAGCUUGGUUGGUCAGAGGGUCAGCCGUUGGGACUAUCUGCAGACGCGCGCGUCGAUCCUAUACCAUUUCAUACGACUCAAGAUUUUCGAAUGAUCGAGACAACACGACAACGCAAAGAAACCGAAUAUCAACGAAAAGCACGAGAGGACGAUGCUGCCCGUCGGGCUGCACUCAAGUCGGAAAUUUCGGAUACCCUCAAAGCAUUCUACUGUUCGCUUUGUGAGAAGCAAUUCCAGAAUGUCGCACAGUAUGAUGAACAUACAAACUCGUACGCGCAUCACCACAAGGCGCGCCUCCGGAUAUGCAAGCCAACACACCGUAAGGAGAAAGAGCGCAAGCGAGAAGAAAAAGAGCUUCGCAAAAUUGCCAAGGCUGCUGGGAUAAAGAUGGCAAAACCUACAACUACACCAGCUAUCGUGUCUCCUGCACAGACACCUGCUGCUGCAGAGGCGUCACUUCCCUCUGAGGCACAAUCAAGCAGUUUCAAGAAAGCGGGCUGGGCAACCGUUUCAGCACCAGUUGAGCCUGCGACCGGUUUCAAGCGGUUAGUGAUCAGUCCGCCCCCAGCUUCUCGCAGCGCAGCUACACCAACAUUUCGCACCGGUGGCUGGACAUCUCUUGACGUCGGCAGCUCUCAGUCAGUCACCCCGCCUCCUCCCAACAACACUGCAGCGCCGCCACCACCGCCACCCAAUGUAGCCCCGCCUCCUCCCCCAGUUACUCCUAUGAAUGCGCCUCCUCUAGGCGGUCGGCCUCCAUUCCCGCCAGCAAAUGUGCGUCCACCUAGCGUACCUCUCCCUCCCAGCGUGCCUCCGCCCAGUGGGCAACCUCCCUUCCCUCUCACAACAGGCGGCUGGGGACCUGCUGCGCUUGUCUCAGAUUCUAGGAGACGGGAUCAGAGUUUUGUUCCUGCGCCGACGUUCUCCCAACCCGCGCCUCCCGUAGCAGCUGCCCCACCUACAUCAACCAGUCUAAAGGCUGCGGUUCCCCCGCCUGCUGCUCCUCAAGCAAGAUCAGGCUGGCAGCAGUGGAAGCAAGGCUCUGGAUCGAAACGGAGAUAGAGUACAUACAUGCAUCUCUGUCAUUUACUAUGCUGAUUACGUGACAUGUUGCUCAACUAUUGGUCAUCUGCAAAAUGUAAGGACGGAGUUUUUGAUUCCGCGGAA
Molecule: messenger RNA, 1511 nt
Organism: Suillus subalutaceus
Lineage: Eukaryota; Fungi; Basidiomycota; Agaricomycetes; Boletales; Suillaceae
Exons: 8
Coding region: 51-1406 (451 amino acids)
Molecular function (GO): nucleic acid binding
Source: RefSeq, a predicted model, not a curated record